Messenger RNA from Pistacia vera, 585 nucleotides. Its product is annotated as pectinesterase inhibitor 1. The record is from RefSeq and is a predicted model, not a curated record. Lineage: Eukaryota; Viridiplantae; Streptophyta; Magnoliopsida; Sapindales; Anacardiaceae. The transcript has a single exon. Gene Ontology annotation, molecular function: enzyme inhibitor activity. Bases 1 to 585 code for a protein of 194 amino acids. Gene Ontology annotation, biological process: negative regulation of catalytic activity.
AUGCCAAAACCUCCAGCUCCAUCUCCUUCACGAAAAGAUCCACCUCUUAUCGCUCCUUCAAGAGGUCAAUUUUUAUCAACAACCCCACAUAGCGGUUCACUUUUCUCGCGUAACUCAAAACUUUACCAUCCUCCUAUUCCAUCAGAAACCAAUAAUAUUCCUGAGAUAACAAAGAUAUGCAACUCUACUGAUCGGCCUGCGCUUUGCGUGAAAUUUAUUACUCCUCUUUACAGUUCUGAUACACUAUCUGUUCUUGACAAGACAAUAACGGCAACCGCUCAUCAAAUAAAGUUGGCUAGGGCUGCAAUUACAAAUCUGGCUAAAACCCCCACCUUGCAAUCUACAAAACAAUCUGACUAUGAAGAUUGCAAGGAAAGUUACGAAGAUGCAUUGGAGAAUCUUCAGAAUGCAAAGAAUGCAAUUCCACAACUUGAUAUUGGAACCAUUAACAGCAUGCUUAGUGCAGCUGUGACAGACUUUUCAGAUUGUGAUGAUUUUUCAAAUAAUCCUCAUAUACUUAAGUUUGAUGAUAUUCUCCGUAAUCUGGUUAGCACUUGCCUUGUCGUUGCUUCCUCAAUCAAGUGA